This is a messenger RNA of Metarhizium brunneum ARSEF 3297, 1932 nucleotides long. RefSeq names its product Laccase-1 (gene lcc1). The record is from RefSeq and is a predicted model, not a curated record. Gene Ontology annotation, molecular function: copper ion binding; oxidoreductase activity. NCBI's taxonomy places the organism in Eukaryota, Fungi, Ascomycota, Sordariomycetes, Hypocreales, Clavicipitaceae.
AUGCCUUUUCCUUUUGACGCAAAUUGGCCGCGUCGUAGAUCGGGCCCUCCCCCAUCGCGGCGGACGUACGCCGUGGCACUGGGAGGCGUCAUCAUCGCCGCCAUCUGCCUCUUCUUGACCUACUUUCUCCUCACCAAGAAAUCGAAGAAUCCAUUUCCCCUUUCCGCCCCGUUUUUGAAAACUGCCACGAGUACGGACGCCGGUUCGGCAAGCCAACAAGGCGUCUUGAAUACCGCCGUCCUGCACCCGGAGCAUCAUGUCCAUCGUGCGCCGACGACGCUUCACCUGCGUUGGAACAUCACCCUGGAAAAUCGCGCCCCCGACGGGGUUUCGAAGCCAGUGUACUUGAUCAACGGUCAAUUCCCGGGGCCCGUCAUCGAGGUCCGGUCUGGAGACGAGUUGGUCAUUGAUGUGCAUAAUGGCGUGGACCAAGUUGGCCAUCCGGGCAUUGCCAUGCAUUGGCACGGGCUGUCGAUGGAAGGCAGCAAUGAAAUGGAUGGCGUGGUAGGUUUGACGCAGUGCGCUAUCCAACCAUUACAAACAUUCACAUACCAAUUUCGCAUCCCGCAUGAUCAAGAGGGAACAUUUUGGUACCACGCUCAUUCGGCUCUGCAGCGUGCCGAUGGCCUCUAUGGUGGACUCAUUGUCCACCGGCCGCUUCAAGACGGGGGGGAAGGGGAUGACGUCUUGUACGGCUACCAGAAAGAGCAACUUUUGCUCAUCGGGGACUGGUAUCACCGGACCGCAGACGAGGUUUUGGAUUGGUUCGUUGACCCGGACCAUUAUGGACUGGAGCCUGCUCCCGACUCUCUUCUUUUGAACGGAAGAGGGCGCUUCAAUUGUUCCAUGGCCGUCAAGGCACGCCCGGUUGAGUGCCAAGACGUGCAGAGGCCCAUUCUUGGACUACUCGACGCCCAGCGCAUUCGACUUCGCGUCAUAAACACGGGAGUUUCGGCAGCAUUCAGCCUGGCUGUGUCCAAUGGUGUCAUGGAGCUCAUCACCGUAGACGGCGGAUAUCCCGUGGACAAGCAAACGCCGGGCACCAAAGCCAUUGGCCUGCUCUAUCCGGGAGAACGCAUGGACAUGAUUCUAGAUCGAACAUGGGAGUAUUCCCACUCUUCUGGGCAUGCCAUCUCGACGAAUCUAACGGUUGAACUCGAUAGGGAGAAUAUGCCAUUGUGGAACUUUGCCCUGACCCGGACUCAGUCCUUCCAGAUGCAAUCAACCGGUCGUGUAAACAAGGCGGCCCCGACACACGCUCUUCCACGGAGACGGUCAGUGGAUGUACUCAAUCUCGCCGACGUGUUGGGGCAACCCGUCGAAGCGCAGCUCGGACUUGGACGGCAACCAGAUGAACAGGCGGUUCUGUAUUCCACCAUGAAGAUCCGAGCUGCCAACCACAACCGCCCAGUGGGCUCGAUCAACCACACAUCCUGGAUCACCCCGGAUGCCAAGGCCCAACCCCUGUUGACACUGGAACGUCAAGAGUGGGAGGCCGCUGUCCCCCAGCCUACCAGGGUGCACAAGUUUGACGUCCCUUGGCUGAAGGAGUCUGGCGUAGACAGAUGGGUUGACGUGGUGGUGAACAACUUUGAUGAUAGGGGGCAUCCUUUCCACCUACACGGCUACGAGUUCUUUGUCGUGGCACAAGCCCAGGGGACUGGAAUGUACAGAGGGUAUAACCCCUUUGACCCGCAGAGUGUGGCCGACGCCGCGCCCUUGAACACGCACAACCCGCUGCGCAAAGAUACCGUCUACGUGCCCUCCAUGGGCUACGUGGUGAUGCGCUUUCCCCUGCGCAAUGACGGCCUGUGGCUUUUGCACUGCCACGUCUUGUGGCACCAGGCGGUUGGAAUGGCGAGCGUGAUACAAGUUGGUCGAAUCUCGGAAUCCCUGCAACAGAAGUCGAGAAGAACGUGUUUACCGGCGUAG